Molecule: messenger RNA, 2279 nt
Organism: Callorhinus ursinus (northern fur seal)
Lineage: Eukaryota; Metazoa; Chordata; Mammalia; Carnivora; Otariidae
Source: RefSeq, a predicted model, not a curated record
GGCAGCUCCCGCAAUGGCUGCACUGCGGAGGCUCUUGUGGCCGCCGCCUCGGCUCCCGCCUCCGCCCUGCCCUCAUCAUCCCUUUCCUGGGCCGUGGGGGCGGCCUGCGGGGGUAGCCCCGGGCCCGCCUGGCCGGCCCUUCUCCUGCCGGGAGGAGGAAGAGGGGGCUGUGGCUGAGGCGGCUUGGAGGUGGCGGAGGCGCUGGGGGGAGCUGAGCAUCGCGGCAGCGGCCGGCGGGGGUCUGGUCGGCCUUGUGUGCUACCAGCUGUAUGGGGACCCGCGGGCCGACUCCGCGUGGGCACCCGCCCCGGGGCGCCCCUCGGAGAGCUCGGCCGCGGAGCCGGAGGACCCGCCCCGCGGCCGGGGGCUGCUUCCUAUCCCGGUCGCGGCUGCCAAGGAAACGGUUGCUAUCAACCGAACAGACAUCGAAGACUUAGACCUCUAUGCUACGUCUCGGGAAAGGAGAUUUCGUUUGUUUGCUUCUAUAGAAUGUGAAGGACAGUUAUUCAUGACUCCAUAUGAUUUUAUUUUGGCUGUUACAACUGAUGAGCCCAAAUUUGUUAAAACGUGGAAGUCACUUACCAAACAGGAAUUAAAUCAAAUGCUCUCCGAAACACCACCAGUUUGGAAAGGAUCAUCAAAGCUUUUUCGUAAUCUUAAAGAAAGAGGUGUGAUUUCUUACACAGAAUAUCUUUUUCUUUUAUGUAUUUUAACAAAGCCACAUGCAGGUUUUAGAAUAGCUUUCAACAUGUUUGACACUGAUGGCAAUGAGAUGGUGGAUAAAAAGGAGUUUUUGGUGCUUCAAGAGAUAUUCAGGAAAAAAAAUGAAAAGAGAGAAACAAAAGGAGAUGAAGAAAAGCGUGCAAUGCUGCGUCUUCAACUUUAUGGAUACCAUUCUCCUACUAAUAGUGUACUUAAAACAGAUGCUGAGGAACUUGUCUCCAGAAGCUAUUGGGAUACACUGAGACGUAAUACAAGCCAAGCACUCUUUUCAGACCUCGCAGAGCGUGCUGAUGACAUUACAAGUUUAGUAACAGAUACUACACUUCUUGUACACUUUUUUGGAAAGAAAGGAAAAGCUGAGCUCAACUUUGAAGAUUUUUAUAGAUUCAUGGAUAACCUACAGACAGAAGUUCUAGAAAUAGAAUUCCUUUCCUACUCUAAUGGGAUGAACACUAUCAGUGAAGAAGAUUUUGCUCAUAUUCUUUUACGAUAUACAAAUGUGGAAAACACAUCAGUGUUUUUGGAAAAUGUGCGUUACAGUAUACCUGAAGAAAAGGGCAUCACAUUUGACGAAUUCAGGUCAUUUUUCCAGUUUUUGAACAACUUGGAAGACUUUGCAAUAGCCUUGAAUAUGUAUAAUUUUGCAAGUCGUUCUAUAGGGCAAGAUGAGUUCAAGCGUGCCGUUUAUGUAGCUACUGGCCUCAAACUUUCACCACAUUUAGUGAACACAGUCUUCAAGAUUUUUGACGUUGACAAAGAUGAUCAAUUAAGUUAUAAAGAAUUUAUUGGAAUUAUGAAAGACAGACUCCAUAGAGGAUUCCAGGGUUAUAAAACAGUGCAGAAGUAUCCCACUUUCAAAUCCUGUCUAAAGAAGGAACUUCAUAGCAGAUAAUUUUGUAUCUGAGCAGAUACAGUAUAACAACUCCAAGCAGGAUUUUCAUCAUCUAGGACCAUUAGCAUCUAAGGAAUAUUAGUUACUGUUUUAUAGGAUCAUGUCCAAACAUCGGCUGCAAUAAUAGCAGGUAACUUUUUAGUUAUUUUAGGUGCCUGGCCCUGUACGAGGUGUUCCACAUGUAGAGUCAGAGACAGAUGUCCCAUUUAACACCAGGGAAAAUAAAGACGUAGUGAGUAAUUUACCGAAGAUAACUUGCUAGUCAGUGGCCCACUAGGAUUUGAGCCUCAUUCUGUCUGAUGGCAAAGCCAUCUUAUGUAUUAGUUACUAAACUAUCACCAUAGAAUACAGUAAUUGAGGAAGAUACAGGAGAUUCAUUCAGUUUGUGUCAACCCAAAGAAGUAACUCAUAUUUGCUGCUAAUCUCCAGAAUGAGAGGUUUGCUUUUCCUUUUUUCUUGUAAGAGCCUAUUGUAGCUAUAAAAUGUUGGUUGAUUGUGGGUUCUGAUUAGUUAGGUCUGGACAGUGAAUGCUUGCAAAUAUGUAUAUUUCUUGCUAUCUCUCUUGAGCUUGAAACGUUUGUAUUUGUCUAUAGCAGUAUUUCCCAAAGUGGUUCCAUAGGAUAUCAAUGUGUAUUAUUCUAAAAAACAAAAAAAGCUGCUUAGU